Molecule: messenger RNA, 5025 nt
Organism: Biomphalaria glabrata
Lineage: Eukaryota; Metazoa; Mollusca; Gastropoda; Planorbidae
Exons: 9
Coding region: 37-1308 (423 amino acids)
Source: RefSeq, a predicted model, not a curated record
GUUUCUAUUUUUACAUGUUCAUAGACAACAAACAAAAUGGCCGUGAAUAAACAAAGUUCUACAAUCAUAACAAUGGCCAUGAUUCUCUUCAAAAUUUGUGUACUGAUAGCGCUGUCUGCCACAUUAACAAAAGGGGAUGAUGCAUGCAGCCAGUGGUCUAAUAUAGCAAAAGCUAUGACAAGCAGGCUACAAACUUGUUCCAAUACCCAAACCAGUAACUGCACCAGACUGGACUGCAGUGGCACAGUUAGUUUUGCUCACAUUCAGCUGUUCAAUUUUGAACUGAAGCUGGGCUAUUGCUUUGGUAUUCAGCUCAACUCCUGCAAUGACCCAGUGUCCAUUGACUUCUACCUACAGGUGCCUAGUAAAAAUGUCAGCAUGAUAACCAGAGUAAAUGAGGACACAUUAAUUAGCAUUCCAGGCAUAUCAAUAUCUCUAGGCCCAGUGGGAAAAGCUGUGCCAAAAUUGAACUUUCGUUUUGAAAGAUCUGCUGAUGGAAAAGUCAUCCAGUACUCAAUCACACUGCUAGUGUACGUGGAGAAUUCCUUCACUACAUAUGAAGUGGACCAGCUCAGACGAAGUCUGAUUGACAACGAGACUCUCCACGCCCUGCCUUGUGACAAGCUUGUUCUUGACACCGCGGGAGUGCCGUCUGGGGCUUUCAACCGCAGUAUAGGAGUGUGUGGGGGUGGGAACAAGAGCUCCGCACCCACUCCAGCUCCACUCUCGACCACUGCCAAACCCUACACACCCUCGGCCACACUCAACAAGUCUUGUGGUAUCCUGUCCAAGCCUUGUGGUCAUCUGGAAAUGUGUGAUGUAUCCAAAAGUCUUUGUGUUUGUCUACCAGAGGCCAUCCUGUCACAAAACAAUGACGCAUGUGUAGGUUUUAGCCAGUAUGGGAGCCCUUGUAUGGCUGACAGUGAGUGCAGUUACCUGAAUGAGGAAUGCAAGUUCUCCUCUCAGCAGGGUCAGAAGGUCUGCCAAUGUGAGGAUGGCUAUGACUACAACCCGGGGACAGAGAGCUGCACAUUCACACAUCCUGGAGACCACAGUGGGCAUGAUAAACAGAACCAAACUUCCAAGUCAGACAACUCUCCUAUGGAUAGCUCUGAUAACAAAGUUGUUAAACAUAAUAUGCCUAUCAUUGUUGGUGCUUCGCUGGGUGGAGCCAUUCUGGUCGGACUCUUAGUUUGGCUAGUCAUGUACUAUCAGCAGCGUCGCCGUAGGCAGAUGUUGGGGAUCUCCUCAGACGAGAGCAGGACACCAAUGCUAAGUAGUCAAGAUGAGGAUAAUCUUAUCAUGUGAUUACAUUCCAGGAGCACAGUUUAAUUACUUGAUUUCAUUCCAUUUCGUUGAUAUUUCUACUAUUUAUACUUAUGUACCAAAUGUUUUUUUUAAACUCUUUUUUUUUUUGUACACUGUAGACCUAUAAUUGACUUGCUUAUAGGUUGUUGUUUUUUUUUCCAAAAAAAAAAAUUCCUCUUCUUUUUGUAUAAGCUUUUUUUCUUAUAUGUAGAUCUGCUUCUAUUUCACCAAUAGGUUUCCUUUUUUUUUUACAAUAAAAACUGUAUAGACCGUUUCAUUCAACUGCAUUUCCACUUUGGCUUUCUUCUUGUAACUUGAAAUAUUAUAUCAAAAUGUGGUAAUGUAGGGAACGAUCUUUAAAAAAUAACCAAUGACAAGCCUUUGUCAGUUGUGUAAUAUUUGCAUAGCAUAAUAGCAUACUAUUCUAAAAGGGAUUUAAGUUAGCUAGGGAUUUUUUGUAUUAACAAGACAUGAGUGACAUGUUAUAUUUAAACAAGAAUGUAUUCACAAAUGUUAUUUGUAUAUAGCUUCAUUUUCUAGUAGCUUGAUAUUCUAAAUUUGAUUAACUCCCUUUGCUUGACUAGCUCCCUUGUUUGUAUCUAACUAUGCAUGUAGUCCUGGUAUAAAAGAUACAUGAUUAUUACUUAUUUGGUUAGCAUCCUUUUUUAAAAAAACUUUUUUUGUAAAUCUUUUUUUUUGUUGCUUUCGAAUGAAUAGUAAAGAAGCUUUGUUGUUGUAAAAAAUAUGUAAAAUAUUACAUAUACAUAAUGGGUUCAGCAGAAUUAUUAAGACUAUUUAUUAUACUGUGUUAUGAGUUUUUUGUUGCAAUCUCAUAUUCCACAAUUUUUUUUAUUUGGAGGGAAAGGAAGCAGGAUGGUUCCCUUUUAUUAUACGUUCUGCUUGAUUAACUCUUUCUCUCCGUAAUUAUUUACCACAUUCUGUUGGAAUCAACGUUGGUAUCGUCAGUUAGGAGAGAAAGAGUUAACAUUCUAAGGAAAUAAACUUCGUCAGUUAUUGUGUAUUGUCAUACACUUAAUGUUUUGCUUCACAGCCUACCAUUUCCUCAAGUGAACAUUCCAUAAAGUUCUGUUAUAUUUUAGGAGGGGGGGGGAUGCGUUAUUCCUUUAUUUUUGUUUUAUUUGUGAAACCGACUUUUUGGGUUCUUUCAAUCAAUCGCAGCACAUGGAUAAAAAUGUCUUUCAAGCUAACUUGUUGAUGUUGUGGAUCUUUGUAUGAUCGUUCAUUUAAUGCUGUCAUGGUGGACUCAAUGGAUUUCUCUUACUAUGUUGUGACUGACACACCUUGAUGUCUUUUUGGAACUAAAUGUUUGUGUAGCUAGCACAUAGUGUGUUUCAUUUAUCAAAAAGUUUUGUCCAGCACACCAUGAUGUAUAAUUUAACCAAAAAGUUUUGUAGCUAGCACAAAAUGGUGGUUUUGUUUAAAAACUAAAUGUUUAGCCGCUAGCACACCAUGAUGUAUUAUUUAACAAAAAAAAAUGUGUGGCUAGCACACCGAGAUGUACUAUUUAACUAAAAGUUGUUUGGUUAUCACACCAUGAUGUAUUAUUUAACUCUGAAAUAUGUUAAAGCUGACAUACCUUCAUGAGUCUCAACAUUUGCAAGUGUUAUAAUAAUAAUAAUAAUAAUAAUCUUUAUUAUCCGUAAGGAAAUUUGUCUUACAUGAUGUUAUGUUGAAAACGUCAUGAUGUCAUGUUGAAAACCUCUCUGAUGAUGCAGAGCAUCACAUCACUUAGAGUUUUAUUGAUUCUCAUCUCUUUGUUGUCAUUAUAAUGUAAUUUUAUUGUUGCAACGUACAGUGAUGCAUCUCUCAAUCUUCUAAGCCACAACCCAAACUUCUGUUGACACUUGCAAUUCAAAGUCUCUUGUGAGCUCCCUUUAUCUACCUUGGAUAUCUCUUUAAAGCCAACUUUACAUCUUGCCACCAAUUCAACAUUUUUUAAAAAAUUAGUAUUUUAUUAAUUUUGUUUACGUCAGUAUUCUCAUAGUAUUUUGACGUAUGCGACUAUAUAUGAUGUCAUUCACCAGUGAAACUAAAAACUAUAUUUUUCUUAGAAGAUUAUAUUUCAGUAAUCUACAAUCUUGCAAGUAUACAGCGAGUAUAAUUUAAAAAGAGUUCUGGUUUACAAAAAAUGAUUAUUUUAUACAUUUAUUGGAGUAGGUGUAUAAAAUGUGUGCACACUGAACAAAUCUUAAAUAAAUCUAUUUGAACCGAUGUGAAUAAAAGCUAGUCACUGUUGAUCCAUUUGCUUUAUCAGAAACUUUGAAAUUCUUUCUAGCUCAGUGCAAACUUACUUCUUGCUCAAGCUCGUGAGACCAAGCGUGCUGUAUUAAAGACGAGCUCUUGACUAUUCUGUAGAGCAGUGUUUCCUAAAUUGUGUUCAGCGGAAUACUAAAAGGUGUUCCACGAACUGCUAGAAUAAUUAGCAAGUAGGCAAAUUAAUUUGUCUAAAAAGAUAUGCAAAUAAUUCCGCUAAAUACUCAGAAUGUGCGAAGUGUCCUGUCAAGGCAAAAUUUUGGUAAACCCUGCUGUAGAGUUAUUGAUGAUGAUUUAUAUAUAUAAACUAAAUAUUUGGAUGCAUCAUCUAAAACAAAGAACUUGCAAACUGUCAUCCCGGAAUGCUCACCUAAAUUAUUUGUGUGUUCUGUUCCAUAUCAGUGUGGACUGUAGACAGCAACAAACUGUUUACUUCUUGUUGUUUUCUUUUUGCCUGUUUUAUUUGUUAAAUGCUAAACCUAACUGGGGGACGUGGUGGCAGAGAGGUAGAGCACUUGGCUUCUAAACCAAGGGGUCUCGUGCCGAAAUCCCUUUAUAAUUUUAAGGGCACCACCAAGACCCACCCAAUUCUAAUGGCUACCUGAUGUAAGAUAGGGAAGUAAAUGCGUUUGGCGGUUGUGCAGGUCACAUGACUGCCGUCACCUUAAUUGUUGGCAAUUGAAACAGAUGACCUUUAAAUCUUCUGCAAUAGCACUAUCACAAGGUCAGCAAGAAGUAAUUUUCUUAACAUGGAUUUUUUUUAGAUGAUGUAAAGGUCAUCUGUUUCUAUGGCCGACGGUUAGUGAGGGUGUCAUGACUGACCGCUUUACUUUCCCUAACUAAUAUCAGGUACCCAUUAGAGUUGGGUGGACUAAACCUUAAAAUCCUGAAAGAAAAAAUCAGAGUUUUCAACAAGAUUUGAACCCCGUACUCCUUGGUUUGGAAGCCAAGCGCUUCAAUUCUUAAGCAGCAUCCAAAGAUUGUAUAACAUAUAACUAACUUUUUGUUUUCAUUCCAAAUCUGUUCUACUAAUAGCCCUAAAUAUAGCUUAAUUUUAUUUAACAUUCAUAUUGAUGUUUUGUAUGAUGUAUUAUGUUAAUUGUUUUAUUUUAUGGAGGUCGGAAUCUUUUGUUGAUCAAAUUUACUAUUUAAUUGAAAGGAAAACAAACACAAUCAAAUCUGUAAAUCAAUGAAAGAAAAUAAAUAUAUUUAUUGUCUCCCUUGAUCUGAGAAUAUGAAAUCUGUUGAAAUUGUUAUAAAAAAUUUAUUUUUUUUCUUUUCAAAAGUUGCCACAGAAAUAAAUUUGAAAGUAUCUGGACAAAGUCACAUCAUUGUGUUACUUGUACAUAAAGUCUUGUAUCUAUUUCAACAAAAAUGUGUUGCUUGUUAAACUAUUUACAAAUAUGUAUUAAAUUUAACUGAUUUUAUUGUCUGGAAAUUAAA